AUGCAUUUCAAUUACUUGGCCAUUUUGGUUAGUCUUGCAGGGGCAGCUCUUGCUGUUCCCGCGCCUGGUCCGGCGCCCGGCCCAGAGAUGAUGAGACGUGCCGAUGAUACUCAGAACAAUAACCAGAAUAAUGAACAUUGGGGACCCGGCUGGGGUGGUGGCUGGGGCGGUGGUUGGAGACAUCCUGGAUGGGGAGGUGGCUGGAGAGGAUGGUGA
Penicillium cataractarum is the source of this 216-nucleotide messenger RNA. RefSeq lists its product as uncharacterized. The record is from RefSeq and is a predicted model, not a curated record. The coding region runs from base 1 to 216 and encodes 71 amino acids. NCBI's taxonomy places the organism in Eukaryota, Fungi, Ascomycota, Eurotiomycetes, Eurotiales, Aspergillaceae. The transcript is spliced from 2 exons.